GCAUCAUUUAUGUUAUAAGGACCGGAAGAAGGAUGACGCGCUCUUGUUUGGCUUUUUGGAUCCUGCAUCCACAUAUACCCUCAAUAAAGAAUUUCAAAAUGCUGUGGUCAAACGGUUGAUGGAUAAUUAUUAUCGACUAUAUCUCAUGCCACAUAAUCAAAUGGCCCAUUGGAUUUUGGUUGUAAUUUGGGAUGGCGAUCUCUAUAUUCUGAAUCCUUUGCCACACAACACCCGUUUUCCAGAUUUGGAACGAGGACUAAUAGAUGCAUUGGCAAGUUACCAUGCUCAAAGUGGAAGGGCAAAGAGAACUCCCAAAGUAGUCUAUCUUAUGGGAUCGCCUAAGCAACCAGGGGGAACUGAAUGUGGGUAUACGGUCCUUAGAUAUAUGAGAGACAUUGUUAUGGACAAAGAAAUGUCUUUCAUGACCAAGUGGGCAGUCAGGUCUCGAAACUGUUACACAGAGGAGGAGCUGGAUGAGGUCCGUAUGGAGGCUCUCGAAUUUAUUGAGGACAAGAUGUAGUUUGAAUUUCUUUUGUUGAAUGGUAAUUAAUUAAACUGGUAUAUAUAGGAGCUGUUAUGUGGAUGUUGCAUGUCAGCUCUAGCACUUUGUAGUUCGGGAAUUGCUUUAACGUUGUUGGUUGGGGAUCGAGUUGGUAUAUAUUUUGGAUGCGUACGUACUGCUGAAUUUUACUUGUUGGUUGGGAAGUUAGUAAUUGGCAAUGAAAGUGAAUUUCAGUACGUACAUUGGUUAUAUUUUUUGUGUCUGCAAUUUUAGAUUUAUUGUUCUUCUGGUUAGUUUUGUUUGUUGUGGUAUUGGCAAGAAGAUUGUGCUUUCAGUUUU
Daucus carota subsp. sativus is the source of this 841-nucleotide messenger RNA. RefSeq lists its product as uncharacterized. Gene Ontology annotation, molecular function: cysteine-type peptidase activity. The transcript has 5 exons. The coding region runs from base 119 to 520 and encodes 133 amino acids. Gene Ontology annotation, biological process: proteolysis. Lineage: Eukaryota; Viridiplantae; Streptophyta; Magnoliopsida; Apiales; Apiaceae. The record is from RefSeq and is a predicted model, not a curated record.